Molecule: messenger RNA, 2504 nt
Organism: Sipha flava (yellow sugarcane aphid)
Lineage: Eukaryota; Metazoa; Arthropoda; Insecta; Hemiptera; Aphididae
Product: protein spinster homolog 1
Exons: 12
Coding region: 487-2046 (519 amino acids)
Biological process (GO): transmembrane transport
Cellular component (GO): membrane
Molecular function (GO): transmembrane transporter activity
Source: RefSeq, a predicted model, not a curated record
AUCCCAACAGACACCAGUAUCCGACGGACCGUUGCCGCCGUUUGGCGAUUUUCUGCGAAAUCAAUUUUUGUUUACAUCACCGUGUUAUUAAUUUUUUUUUUUGUUGUCGUCUAUGACCCAAUAUAGAUUUAAUACUUGUCGCACGAACCGAUAUAAAUAUAUAAACAUUUUGUAUAGUAUAUUCGAUUUGUCGAUCACUUUGAAUUUCCAUAUAGCCGCGAUAUAACUAUACGUAUAGUGUCACCGGCCGUUAGUUCGAAGUACGAAUCAUUUAAUAUAUAAUAUUUAUAAAUUUAAAGUUCGCGGGUUUAUUCAGCUUCACGCCGAUUGACCGGAAACGCAAAUUUAUAUAUAUAUAUAUAUAUAUAUUACCUACGACAUAACAGCAGAACGUCUAAACGCGGGCAACAGCAUCACACGUCGACGAGACUACGAAGUAUACAUUUUAAAGGAAUUAUCAGUAUAGAAUAAAAUAUACCUACAACUAUGCAUUCGUACAUCAAAAAGUUGGGUUUCUUGUACAAAACGUAUGUGCUCACGGUUCUCACGCUGGGUUACCUCACGUCCGAGAUGGGACAUUUCUUGAUCGGAGUGACCAGCAAGGCAACGGCCAGGGACGUGCAUUACGGUGAUAUCAAAUGUCAGCUUUUGGGACAUUUGGCCGAGUCGACAGUGUUUAAUUACACGUUACACGAACGUUGCGACACAUCAAUCGACCAGAAAUCGUGCGAGUUGUUAGUUCAGGAAGAUGGCACACCGUUCUGUGAAUGGAACUACAAUGGACUCGGUUUCCAAUACCAGCUUUUGGCUGGACCAGCGUUUAUUGCCGUCUAUUCGAUCGUUGGAAUCUUUUUCGGCAUGGCCGCCGAUAAGUUCAAUAGAGUCCGACUACUGUCCCUGUGCACGUUGAUCAGCGCCACAGCUAUCGGUCUAAUUGGUAUGGCUACUAGUUACUGGCAUCUGAUACUACUCAGAAUCAUGCUUGCAGUCGGCGAGGCUGGUACCAAUCCCUUGUCUACGGGAAUACUAUCAGACUUGUUUUCAGAAGAAAAGAGAGGAUUAGUAAUGGCGAUCUUUAACUGGGGAAUUUACGCUGGUAUUGGUUUGGCUUUUCCAGUCGGCCGAUACGUUACUGAAAUGAACGUUGGUGGUUUGGGAUGGAGAGUGCCAUACUUUGUUAGUGGAAUGAUUGGACUGAUCGUAGCAGCUUUAGCUAUCACUACGAUGAAUGAACCAAAGAGAACAGCGAUUAGCGAAGAAGCCGAAGCCGACAACAAUGAUGUAUCAAAACCGCAUAUAAUGCAAAACACUACAUUACCUGUCGAGAGCGCCGAAAAGACCAACAUUUGGAAAGUACUUUUACAACCUAAAAUUUUGAUCUUGUGUAUCGCUGCUGCAAUCAGACACACCGGUGGAUUCUGUUUCGCCUAUAACGCCGAUCUCUUUUAUCGUGACAUCUUCCCAGGUUAUGAUCUUGGUUGGUCGUUGUUCGUGGUCACAUUCUUGGUCGGCAGCAUCGGUGUCGUAAUUGGUGGAAUCACUUCUGAUAGCAUUGUGAAGAAAUAUGGAAUUAAGUCUAGAGUAGCCGUCUUAGCCAUUAGUCAGUUGAUCGCCACGCCAUUCGCCUACGGAAGCAUUUACCUGGGACCAACAGGCGCCAUGGUGACACUAGCCAUAUCGUACCUGUUCGCCGAAAUGUGGUUCGGAAUCUUGUUCGCCAUACUUGUAGAGUCCGUGCCUAUGUCAGUCCGGUCGACAACCGUCGGUGCGUUCCUGUUUUGGAUGAACAACUUUGGUGGCAACGUUCCGAUGUUCGUGGAACCCGUUCGUAAAGCGUACGAUUACAAGACGGCAUUGGCCAUUUUCUACGCUGGUUUUUACUUGCUAAGUUCGUUAAUGUUUGGUAUGACCGUUUUAUUCAUGGGAAAGAAAAAAUUGAAGAACGCUAACAUUCAUACAUUGGCUGGUAUCGAAAAUGGAGGAUUCAAGAACACUGAAUUGGAAAAUAGUCUAAAAGGUUUUCCAAGUCUAGAAAACCAUUUGUAAAAAAGGAGAAUGUGAUCAGUAGUUGUAUAGCUGCAAAAGUUACGCCGACAUUUCGAACCGGGGAGACCUGCAUGCAGUGUUCGGUGUCCUCUCUCAUCACAAACCCUUGCAGCUAAGCGCCGCGGACGAUGAAAACGGAAAGCAAUAUUAUUAUUUUUCUAAUACGUAAUCGCGGCAUUUAAGAAAUAAAAGAAACCUGGACAAGGAGAUGUGAUAAUUAACGUUUAAGAAUUUAUUAUUAUUUUGUAAAUAACGUUUUUGUACAUUUGGUCGACUGCCGCCGCUGAUCGUUUGUUCUAUACAUAUUAAACCCACUAUUUGUUGUUCGGUGGUAAACUCUGUAGACAGCGAGCCAUUAGGCGCGACUGUCCUACACGGUUACCUCUAUAUUUAUUUAAAUUAUACCAAUAUUAUUUUAUUUAUAUUAUGAUUAAUAAAUAAUAUACAAUAUUGAUAUA